Molecule: messenger RNA, 1002 nt
Organism: Erpetoichthys calabaricus (reedfish)
Lineage: Eukaryota; Metazoa; Chordata; Cladistia; Polypteriformes; Polypteridae
Product: natural cytotoxicity triggering receptor 3 ligand 1-like
Exons: 6
Coding region: 1-999 (332 amino acids)
Source: RefSeq, a predicted model, not a curated record
AUGUGUCCAGAGCCAGGAAGAGAUGAGGAAGGUGUCAUCUUGAGUUUAGCUGACGAUCUCUUUCUCACCCCCCAGUCGGUCACUCGAAUAAUCGGACAGAGACUUGAAUUCAACUGUAGCGUAAAUGAAGAGAAAAACUGCAAACGUGCGCUGUUCUUCUGGCGGCACAGACACGUUUGUCUAAACAGCAGUGAAGACGCGGAAAAGGAUAUUCUGGGUAAAGGACGGUUUUCAAUCAGCACUGAGUCGCUAUCGAGCUCUCUGCUCAUCACGGACUUGAAGGUUACAGAUUCAGGUUACUUCAACUGUUCUGUGAUGUGUGGAACGAUUAAAAUAGAGUUCAUAUGGAAGAGCUCACAAGUGGAAGUGAGAGCUGUCCCCAAACUGAACCUCCAUUACCAGACAUCAAGUGAAAACCCCAACAUCCUCCACCUGAUCUGCAGUGCUGUGGGCUUCUAUGCUCCCAAUAUAACCCUGUCUUGGGACCACUCACUUCAUGAAGUGACCCAUUCUAUCCUGCCAGACAAUGCCACACUCCUUGAGGAUGGCACCUACAACAUUAGCUCUGUUCUGCAUGUGAAGACUUCUCUGUGGAGCCCUGGGGAAGAAAUCGGGUGUGUGGUGAACCACAGCUCUCUGACAGGGCCACUGAGGAAAAACAUCACGCAAGAAAGGACAAACUGGCACUGGUGUCUACUCCUUCUUUUUACUAUUCCAUUUCUCAUUUGUGCAUUUUUGUCAGUGAAGAGGUGCAGGGCUCAUACAAAAAGAGAAGUGCCUGUGCGUUGUGCUGAAGUGAACUAUGAAAAGGAAGAUGAGAUCUGCUAUGCUUCAAUUCAGCACACAAAACAAACAAAGAAAGAUAAGAAGAAAGAAAGAUUAUGUGCACAAAAAGCAGACCAGUUCUCACCUGCCAAGAGGAAACAGAAGAAGUCUAACAUGAACGAGGACACUGUGAACUAUGCCACCUUGAACUUCAGCCACGGCCGGAGAAUUUAAUUC